Molecule: messenger RNA, 3433 nt
Organism: Anthonomus grandis grandis
Lineage: Eukaryota; Metazoa; Arthropoda; Insecta; Coleoptera; Curculionidae
Product: cell surface glycoprotein 1-like
Exons: 25
Coding region: 888-3362 (824 amino acids)
Source: RefSeq, a predicted model, not a curated record
UUAUUUUGAAAAUUAUAGAAGAAAAGUGCCGUUUUAAUAAAAAAUACUGGUUUUUGUGCCGUAAAAGAUUGUAAUUCAUCUUCCAGGAAGUUUAAAGGUGCAUAAAACUGUGGUGGAACUCGUUUGGAAAAACAGUACCCAUGAGAGAGAGAGAGAGAACAUUAAAAAGACCCAAGACAAAGAAGCGAAAACAAGAGCGAGCAAGUUAUACCAGGAACCAGCGCGCGGCCAUAUCGUCAAUACGGGUCCGUUUGAUACAGUUCCGCGAACCGAUGGUGUAACAGUUAACCUUGCGACCAUUCGUAGAGGAAUGCAGCAGUCCCUCAAUGUCCUGCUGAAACGAGUUAUUUGAUUGUAUAGAGAGAGAGGGCAAGAGGGGUGCACCCAGACGAUCAUCAUAAUGGCGGGUUGUGUGAGGGUUACUAAUUUUUUUUUUGUGCGCAUCACAAAAAUGCCAAUUGUGGGAAACUAGUCCGGGCAGUUAAAGGCUUUUCCAGGCAUCUAUAACUAAAUUAUCGUUUUUUGCAGGCUUUCAGGGGCGUUUACAGAAAUCUCCUGGAUCUUCAAAAUGCUGAAAGUAGUCUAGGAAACACCGCAUCAAUUUCAAGUGCAAAAUUACUUUGGCUUGUGCCUGUUGCGUCUAUUCGUCUACGCAUAAGAAGAACCAUUCGGAGACCCACUUAUUUAAAAACUACUUUACCUACCCACCACAAGGCGGUAAAGUUCAAAAAAAUUAAAACUAGAAUAGUGUCAUAAUUGUUUUAGGGUUUUUGCCAUGUAACAGCACACGGAUCUCGGACGACAAUAAAUAUAAAACCGUAAGAGUUCUUAGAUGAACUGAGGAACAUUAACCACCACGUUAAUAAUCAUCGGUGAUUAAUGUAACGAUGGGUACCCCACAGGCUUUGCAACAAAAAUGUUCGGUACCGGAAUGUUAUUCGUACGGGUCGGAUCCGGAAGUUUUCCUGUACCAGUUCCCCAAGGAUAAAACGCUGCAAAAUUUAUGGAAGGCGGCCACGAAAAUACAAAACAAAAAAAUUUACAGGGGGAAAACAGUCGUUUGUAAUAAACAUUUCGCAGAGUCUGACUUUGUUUCUUGUUUGGGUCUAGUGACUCGUGCAAAAGAGACACACCUAAGACUGAAAAGAAAUGUUGUUCCUUCACGUAAUCUACCUGAGGAAUUAGCACCUAAAAUGAUUGAUGAACCAUCGAAAAUGGCUCAAUCAACUGAUGAGUCUUCCAGAAUACCGGUGAAUUUUAUUAGAGCGGAUGAUAAGGACUCUUCUGUUGUACCCAUGUGUGUGGAUCAGGUACCUAUUGAAGCGCAAGAUGAACACAUAAGUAACAAUGAAAUUUCAGCUGGUGAUUCACUUUUAGACCAAAAAAUGCCCUUAAGUGAUAAUCAAGAGAUACCACCAGAUCCUUGUCCACUUAUAGAAGAAACUCCACCGAUUGAACCAGAAAAGUCCCGUCCUGAUACUGAACCACCUAUUAACACAGAUCCUAGUCAAUCUAUAGAAGCUGAUGUUGUACAGGAAGAAAAUGAACCUAUUCUUUUGAAUGAUAAAAGUGAACUUCCCGAGCAGGAUUCCACCUCGUUCGAACCUCAAACCAUAAUAGCUCAUGAACCUUCGCCAAUUAAAGUACCUGAACCUGCUGUAUCUUUAACAUGUGAAUCAAUGAACGAACUAAAGCAAAAGUCACCCGGAGUUGAGGAGCUUUGUGAGCCUUUGCUUCAAGAUUCACUAGAAAUUGAUCCUCCUGAACCUUCAGAUCAAAAUGGACCAUCUAUUCAGCCUUCGGUUGAUGACCCACCACAAAUUGAAGUAUCUGAUCAAAACGGACCUUCUAUAAAUGGCCCUUCCGAACCUUCGGUUAAUGACCCAGAGCUAGAAGUUGAUGCUCUAAAUCAAAGUGGACCUCCCGUUUCUGUGCCUUCGGUUGGUACUUCACCACAAGUUCAACCUUCUAGAGUUGAAAAUCAUAACGAAACGUUAAUGAACGGUCUUGCUGAGCCUAAGGUUCUGGAUACACCACAAAUUGAUCCUAAUGAAUUUUCUGAUCAAAACGAAUCAUCAAUGAACGGUCUUCAUGAGCCUAUGGAUACAACACAAACUGACCCUAGUGAAUCUUCUGAUCAAAACGAAUUAUCUACGGCCAGUGUUUCUGAACCUUCGGUACAUAACUUACCAAAAAUUGAUCCCGAAGACCAAAACGAACCAUCCAGGACUUCUGAACCUUUGGUUGAUGACCCACCACAAAUUGAACCUCCUGGGCCUGUAGGUUAUGAUGAGUCGCCAAUGGGCGGGUGUCCGGACCCUUUUGUCGACGAUCCAUCACAAACGAAUUCUUCUAGUCCUGUAGGCCAAAAGAGAACUGCAUCAAGCAGACUAUCGGAGUGUCUGCUCGAAGACGAAACCCCGUGUGCCCCAACUUCACCGAAAAAGAAACUAGUGGUCGACCAAAGGACCCAAACCGGCCCGUUCCAAGGACCGAUCCCGAUAAACUUCCUGGACAAUUUGGUCGCUUACGACUAUCAGCUCGCCUGUUUCACCGGCAUUAGUAGACAAACUUUGGAAAUCUUCAGCAAGGCGUUGUGCGAUUACACGAAAUUCGAACCGUCACCGGACAUCACCAGGCGCAUAAUCGCCACAAUGAUGAAACUUAAGACGAACCUCUCGUUUCAGUGCCUAAGCGUGUUGUUCCACCAAGACUUGCCCACGUGUAAAAUAACGUUUGCCGAAACGAUCAGUGUGCUGGCGGCAUCUUUGAGGGACUGCGUAGAGUGGCCCCACAAAAAGGAGAUUUUCGGUACCGCCCCGAAUUGUUUCAAACGGAAAAUUUCCGUGAGCGUGAUGCUCGAAUGCAUCGAAUUGUUCGUCGAAAGGCCCCGAAUCGCCAGUAAAGUGAAAACUUACUCUAACCGACAUAACCGCGACGGUUCCAUUAAGAUCAUCGUGGGAUUCACCACGGAGGGCGAAGUGUGCUACGUAAGUCCCGUCUACUGCGGCAUGACCAAGGAAGAGAUGAUUUUUAUAAAGGAGAACUUGCUGGCGAGGUUCGACCCUUGCGACGCCUUAAUGGUUGACAAGGGUUUUUUCCUGGAAGAGCACUGUCAUAGGAAAAAGAUUUCGUUGCUCAGGGCCCCCGUUCUCCAGGCGAAAAUGAACGGGAUCGAGAGGGAGCUGGUGGGCGAGUACGAGAGCACCAGGGGCCACGUGGUAAAAACUCUGGAGCAGAUGCGGCUGUUCAACGUGUUUUCUUGCAGGCUCAAUAAGGAAUUGGUCGGGUGUAUGAGUCAUGCCGCGCUCGUUAUCGGGGUGGCCGUUAAUAUGGAAAUGAAACAGAAAAGGAUGUUUUAGUGUUUUUCUCGGUUGAUUUAUAAUUAGGUUAAGUUUUGUUACUUGUAUAAAUAAAGUGGAUAUUACGACAA